AUGUCGUUGGUCUCAAAUAUCAUGGACUGCCUUCCAAUUGGUGAGAGUGAGAGGGAGGCAGCUCAACCCCGCGAACCGUCGCAGGAGGAGAUCAAUACGCUGAAACGUAAAUAUGAAGAGGCAGGACAGGGACAUGUGUUUACCUUCUUCGAGGAGCUCAAAUCAACCGAAAAGGCUCGUCUCUUCGACCAGCUCUCCAACUUUGAUCCAAACCGCAUCAAUGAGCUUGCCAACACUGCCCUCAAUCCCCCCGCCGCCACGCAAGGUGCUCAAAAAACCACCGUCGAGCCCUUGCCGGAAUCCUCCACGGCAUCCAUGAUUGACUCAGAUAGUGACUCUUUACAAAAAUUCUAUAAUACCGGUCUUGAACUGAUCGCUGCCAACAAAGUGGCUGUGGUAUUGAUGGCUGGCGGCCAGGGGACUCGGUUAGGUAGCUCCGCACCAAAGGGUUGCUUUGAUAUUGGCCUUCCAAGCAAGAAAUCACUUUUCCAGAUACAGGCAGAGAGAAUUAUAAAGCUGCAGCAAUUGGCUCAAGCGUCAUCGGACAAGGACAAGGUUGUUAUCCCUUGGUAUGUAAUGACCAGCGGCCCAACGCGGCAGCCCACACAGACGUUCUUUGAAAAGCAUAACUUUUUUGGCUUGGAGAAGGAGAAUGUUGUAAUAUUUGAGCAAGGGGUAUUGCCAUGCAUAUCCAACGAGGGGAAAAUUUUAAUGGAGAACAAAUCAAAAGUGGCAGUGGCACCUGAUGGCAAUGGCGGCAUAUACCAAGCGCUUUUAACAUCUGGAGUUCGAACAGACAUGAGGAACAGGGGAAUCAAGCAUAUCCACGCCUACUGCGUUGACAACUGUCUCGUGAAGGUUGCUGAUCCCGUCUUCAUCGGUUUUGCAGCCUUCAAAAAUGUCGAUAUUGCUACAAAAGUCGUACGCAAGCGGAAUGCCACCGAGUCCGUCGGUCUCAUUCUGCUGAAGAACGGGAAACCAGAUGUCGUGGAAUACUCCGAGAUAGACAAGGAAACCGCUGAGGCCAAGGAUCCCAAGCACCCUGACGUUCUCAAGUUCCGCGCAGCGAACAUCGUGAACCAUUACUACUCAUUCAGCUUCCUUGAGUCCAUUGAAGUCUGGGCCUCAAAAUUGCCACACCAUGUAGCCCGCAAGAAGAUUCCUUGCGUCAACUUGGGGACGGGGGAGAUCGUCAAAGUUGAGAGACCCAACGGGAUUAAGCUCGAACAGUUUGUUUUCGAUGUGUUUCCAUUGCUGCCGCUUGACAAAUUUGCCUCGAUUGAAGUCAAGCGGGAAGACGAGUUUUCACCAUUGAAAAAUGCCCGUGGCACGGGGGAGGAUGACCCUGACACUAGCAAGAGAGACAUCAUGCGACAAGGGGAGCGAUGGGUCCGCGCUGCUGGGGGUUUAGUGGAGAGUGAAUCGGAGGACGCUGCUGGCGUUGAAGUUUCUCCGUUGAUAAGCUAUGCUGGAGAGGGGUUGGGGUUCUUGAAGGGUCGAGUCAUCAAAGCACCAGCGGUAAUUGAAAGCGAGAAAGCAAAUGCUUGA
This is a messenger RNA of Paracoccidioides brasiliensis Pb18, 1548 nucleotides long. Its product is annotated as UDP-N-acetylglucosamine diphosphorylase. The transcript has 3 exons. Gene Ontology annotation, biological process: UDP-N-acetylglucosamine biosynthetic process. The coding region runs from base 1 to 1548 and encodes 515 amino acids. Gene Ontology annotation, molecular function: UDP-N-acetylglucosamine diphosphorylase activity. The record is from RefSeq and is a predicted model, not a curated record.